AUGCCAACACUAGUGGAUGAGUUCAAUCAAAAGAGUCGGGCCUUAUUGAAAAGAUUGUCUAAUGAAGCUGCUCAAGGAGGUGAUGAUCGUAAGUUUGCUGUUGGGUGGCAAAACACAAGCGCCCCCAAUAUAACAAUAUAUGGUGCUGCACAGUGUACUCCAGAAUUAUCAGCCCGAAAUUGCACUAAAUGCUUAGAUUUCGCUUUAGAUUUAGCAGGCAUCCCAAAAUGUAGUUUCAGCCGCAGAACAUUUGGAGGGAGAGCUAAUGCACCCAAUUGUAACUUUAGGUAUGAAACAUCUGCAUUUUUUGACAUCGCAAUUGCGGCACCCACACCCUCGCCACCAUCAACAACAAUAGCCACUCAUCUUCCUUCUCUUCCUCCUCCUCCUCCUCUGCCAGGAAGGAAGAAGCAGAAUACAUCACUCAGAAAAGUCAUCAUCACUGUGACAAUUGUUGUUAGUCCGGUGGUACUGAUUGUAUCCAUAUGGAUUUAUUGGAGAUUAUUUAGGAAGACAAAGGGAAAGUUCAAAGAUCAUGUUAGGCGCGGACAUUUGGAUUGGCAUCAUCGCUACAAAAUCGUAGUAGGCAUUGCACGAGGUCUUCUUUACCUUCAUGAAGAUUCUCGUCUUAGAAUUAUCCAUCGUGACCUCAAAGCUAGUAACAUUCUACUAGAUGCGGAAAUGAACCCCAAAAUUGCAGAUUUUGGUAUGGCAAGAUUGUUUGAUUUUGAUCAAACACAAGGUGAAACGAGUCGAAUUGUCGGGACCUAUUGAUAUAUGGCUCCGUAAGAUUUGGCGCGUGGACACUUUUCCGUCAAGUCUGAUGUCUAUAGCUAUGGUAUAUUAGUGUUAGAGAUAAUUUGUGGACAGAAAAAUAGUUCGUUCCGGCAUGAAGAUAGAACACAAGAUCUUCUAAACUAUGCAUGGAAAAGCUGGAAGGAGGGAACAGCUUCAAAUUUGAUAGACUCAAUGUCAAGGACUGGUUCAACAAGUGAAAUAAUGAGAUGCAUACACAUUGGGUUAUUAUGUGUACAACAUAGUAUAACUGACAUAACAACCAUGGCUGCAGUUAUACAAAUGCUUACAACAACACUGUCAAGCUCAGAGUGCCCUCUCAACCAGCAUUUUACAUGUUUAGUUGCGUCGGAUCCUCAUCGAGCGUGUCGAUGGGUUUGGCGAGUAGCUCAGGACUGA
Argentina anserina (silverweed cinquefoil) is the source of this 1194-nucleotide messenger RNA. Its product is annotated as cysteine-rich receptor-like protein kinase 25. Gene Ontology annotation, cellular component: plasma membrane. The record is from RefSeq and is a predicted model, not a curated record. Gene Ontology annotation, biological process: protein phosphorylation. Lineage: Eukaryota; Viridiplantae; Streptophyta; Magnoliopsida; Rosales; Rosaceae. The transcript has 5 exons. Gene Ontology annotation, molecular function: ATP binding; protein serine/threonine kinase activity.